This is a messenger RNA of Elaeis guineensis (African oil palm), 1029 nucleotides long. RefSeq names its product protein LURP-one-related 5. NCBI's taxonomy places the organism in Eukaryota, Viridiplantae, Streptophyta, Magnoliopsida, Arecales, Arecaceae. The record is from RefSeq and is a predicted model, not a curated record.
UUUAAAUGGACGACAACACCUUUGUUCCUCCACCAUCACUCCAUCUCUGUUCCUCCAUAUCGCCUUCUAGUGUUAAUCCCUACUUCUGUCCUUUCCAUAUCUCCCAUUUCCUUCUCAACGCCAAGCCUACGAAGAAGGCAAAACCCUGUACUAAGAGCUGUCUAUUAUCCAAUCUUCAUCCUAAUCACGGUCCAUAAGAUGUACAGAAUACACCCUACAGAGAGUAAGAUAGAUGUUGGACAGCCUGCAACAAGGAGCACCAGUCCAUCAGUGUGGACGGUGUGGAAGAAAUCCAGCAUGGCUUUCCAGGGAACAGAUGGGUUCUCGGUUUAUGAUAGCAAUGGAAGACUGGCUUUUAGAGUUGACAAUUACUCAAGAAGGCACAAGUGCUUCACAAGGGAGCUCCUGCUCAUGGAUGGAGGUGGGACGGCCCUCAUGGCUCUAAAGCCUCAGAUUCUAAGCAUGCAUGAUCGAUGGAGUGGAUUCAAAGGUGACAGUGGCUCAAAGACGGAGACUAGGCCUCGUGUUUUCUCAAUGAGGCGGCGGUCGAUCCUCCAAAGCAGUGAUGAGGCAGAGGUAUUCAUGGGCAAUCCCAAUAACCAACCUCCAACACCCAACUUCCGAAUCGAAGGUUGCUUCAGGAGAAGAUGUUGCAAGAUCUGGGACAGCAUGGGCAAGGAAGUGGCGCAGAUAUGCCGGAAGAAGGCGAGCACCUCGGUCAUGCUCGGCGACGAUGUGUUCAAUCUGGUCAUUCAGCCAGGAGUUGAUUGUGAGCUGAUAAUGGCUUUCGUUGUCAUAAUGGACCGCAUCUGCCAGAAGCCCUUCACACCUUGGAUAUGUUCUUGAGAACUGGAGGUGGUGUUUCAGCUUGAUCAUAGUAUAAGACGUAACUCCUUGCAUUGGAGGUGUGAGAGGCGCUGCCUAUAUAUCAUUUGGAGGCAGUUGCUAGCAAACUGCACCAGAUUUUUGUACAAUUUAUAACUUGAUAGAUUUAACGUAGAGUUCCACGAGGAGAAAAAGAAAAAAUUC